Messenger RNA from Teleopsis dalmanni, 465 nucleotides. It is a transcript of the gene VhaM9.7-a, whose product is annotated as V-type proton ATPase subunit e. Gene Ontology annotation, molecular function: proton-transporting ATPase activity, rotational mechanism. Lineage: Eukaryota; Metazoa; Arthropoda; Insecta; Diptera; Diopsidae. Gene Ontology annotation, biological process: proton transmembrane transport. The coding region runs from base 79 to 333 and encodes 84 amino acids. Gene Ontology annotation, cellular component: plasma membrane proton-transporting V-type ATPase complex; proton-transporting V-type ATPase, V0 domain. The transcript has 2 exons. The record is from RefSeq and is a predicted model, not a curated record.
CAUUCCAAAUUUUCGCAGAAUUGUCUGCAAGUAUAUUUCUAUAAAGUUAAAAGCAUAUUUAUUGCAUUAAGGAGUAAAAUGGGAGCAGCAUUCUUCCCUAUAUUAUUUUUCACAGCUGUGUGGGCAGGUGUUGGAGUAGCUUUACCCAUUAUGACACCAAAGGGCCCAAAUCAAGCCUUAAUUCGUUGUAUAUUAAUGAUAACAGCAGCAACUUGUUGGCUGUUCUGGUUGUGUUGCUAUAUGGCACAAAUGAAUCCAUUAAUUGGACCUAAACUAAAUCAGCAUACUAUAUACAUGAUAGGAAAGGAAUGGGGCAGUAAAAUAAAGGAUUGAAAGAAUGCAAUAUAUAUUUUGUUAUUAUAUAUUAAUGGAUGACUAAAACUAUAUUUGGUGGGAGUAUAUAUAAUUAUAGAAGUAUAAAACUAAUAAUUGAUAUCGUUAUUGUAUGUGUGUGUAAACAGACGU